Hypanus sabinus (Atlantic stingray) is the source of this 1173-nucleotide messenger RNA. RefSeq lists its product as uncharacterized. The transcript is spliced from 3 exons. The record is from RefSeq and is a predicted model, not a curated record. The coding region runs from base 94 to 1173 and encodes 359 amino acids. Lineage: Eukaryota; Metazoa; Chordata; Chondrichthyes; Myliobatiformes; Dasyatidae.
UGCUGGGUCAGGUUGGGAUUGGUGUGUGUUACCGUGUACUCUGGCUGUGCUGGGUCAGGUUGGGAUUGGUGUGUGUCACUGUGUACUCUGGCUAUGCUGGGUAUCAGACGGGUCAGGUUGGGAUUGGCGUGUGUUACCAUGUACUCUGGCUGUGCAGGUUCAGGUUGGGAUUGGUGUGUGUCACUGUGUACUCUGGCUGUGCUGGGUCAGGUUGGGAUUGGUGUAUGUCACUGUGUACUCUGGUUGUGCUGGGUCAGGUUGGGAUUGGUGUGUGUCACUGUGUACUCUGGUUGUGCUGGGUUAGGUUGGGAUUGGUGUGUGUUACCAUGUACUCUGGCUGUGCUGGGUAUCAAGACAGGUCAGGUUGGGAUUGGUGUGUGUUGCUGUGUACUCUGGCUGUGCUGGGUCAGGUUGGGAUUGGUGUGUGUCACCGUGUACUCUGGCUGUGCUGGGUCAGGUUGGGAUUGGUGUGUGUCACUGUGUACUCUGGCUGUGCUGGGUCAGGUUGGGAUUGGUGUGUGUUACCGUGUACUCUGGCUGUGCUGGGUCAGGUUGGGAUUGGUGUGUGUCACUGUGUACUCUGGCUAUGCUGGGUAUCAGACGGGUCAGGUUGGGAUUGGCGUGUGUUACCAUGUACUCUGGCUGUGCAGGUUCAGGUUGGGAUUGGUGUGUGUCACUGUGUACUCUGGCUGUGCUGGGUCAGGUUGGGAUUGGUGUAUGUCACUGUGUACUCUGGUUGUGCUGGGUCAGGUUGGGAUUGGUGUGUGUCACUGUGUACUCUGGUUGUGCUGGGUUAGGUUGGGAUUGGUGUGUGUUACCAUGUACUCUGGCUGUGCUGGGUAUCAAGACAGGUCAGGUUGGGAUUGGUGUGUGUUGCUGUGUACUCUGGCUGUGCUGGGUCAGGUUGGGAUUGGUGUGUGUCACCGUGUACUCUGGCUGUGCUGGGUCAGGUUGGGAUUGGUGUGUGUCACCGUGUACUCUGGUUGUGCUGGGUCAGGUUGGGAUUGGUGUGUGUCACUGUGUACUCUGGUUGUGCUGGGUCAGGUUGGGAUUGGUGUGUGUCACUGUGUACUCUGGUUGUGCUGGGUCAGGUUGGGAUUGUGUUCCAAAAAGUCAGAUUUGCCUAGUGAGGACUGUGACAACCGGGGCUGGCUGGCUCGCCAGUGUGAAUAA